AUGUUGUUGUCACACAAGGAGAUGUUAACACGAUUAGGUCUUAUAGAAAAGCAGAUGACUGGAAUUACUGAAACUCUCUCUCGACUCGAAGCUCUUGCCUUCUCGGGUAAAAAUUGUGGCAAACGCACUACUUCAUCAUCGUUUGAUUCACCUAAGAUAUCUAUUCCUCUUCUUAACCAUGGAAAUUCAUCACUAGGUUCUCGGGGAAUCACUAGUUCUGUAGCGAAUCGUGAUAGUAUGUUGAAGAAGAUUGAUAUGCCGGUUUUCGAUGGUCGUUUGCCGUAG
Microthlaspi erraticum is the source of this 285-nucleotide messenger RNA. NCBI's taxonomy places the organism in Eukaryota, Viridiplantae, Streptophyta, Magnoliopsida, Brassicales, Brassicaceae. The record is from the annotation of a GenBank genome assembly.